Molecule: messenger RNA, 1022 nt
Organism: Rubroshorea leprosula
Lineage: Eukaryota; Viridiplantae; Streptophyta; Magnoliopsida; Malvales; Dipterocarpaceae
Source: the annotation of a GenBank genome assembly
AAUUAAGUGUGAGCUAGGGACCUAAUUGUGAGAAAAUAAUAUUGUUGAGUCUAAUCACAAAAUUUUCAAAUUUUGAGGGACUUAAAAGAGGAAAGAAAUUUGGAUAAGGAUGGCUGAUAUUUUUUUCCUUCUUUCUUCUUCCUCAGCCACUCGAUUCUGCUCAUUCUUUUUCUCCCUGCACCGACUGCACACCCCACUUGGAAAACCGAAUUUUCGGAUCUGCUUUGCUUUGUUCCUUCCGUCUGCUGCUCUUGCUUUGUGGGUGCGAAUUUCUCUGAUUUUUGAUUUCCCGAAUUUCCCCCUGCACUUCUUGCCGGCCUUCCCCCAAACUCGCCAACUCCGGACUUGCUUGCUGAAUUCUGGUAUGUGAUAGCUUAAUCGAAGUCCCAAAUUACCCAUUAGUUGCUGAAAAUUGUCCGUUAAAUUGUUGCCCUGUGCUGUCCGAAUUUUUGCAAAAUAGGGGGAUGAAUUCCGGUAAAAUUAGAACAAAAUUUAAGCAUUAAUUCAAGUAGAAUUUAUGUGAUUCAGUGUUAAUUAGCUGCUGUGAGGUUCUGGAGAAAAAUCCCGUGAAAUUAGCUAUUGUUUUGCCAAUUUCUGGAAGUUGUAGUUACUGUUCAUUGAAUAGUUACUGUUCAUGGUACUGUUCACGAUACUGUUCGCACACUAAUGGCCAACAAUAAAAGGGUUUAAAUGUUUAGUUUAUAUUGAUAAUAAAAUUGAGAUGUCUGGUCAUAUGGUUAUUAAUUUUGGAAUAUUUUGAUUAGGUUCUUGAUUGUUCUGUCAUCCUAGCAUUUGGAGUGAAUUUUCUGUGUUAUGUGAUUGAGGUAGUAAGACCCGAGGCACGGUUAACCAGGGGGAGUGACGAGCUAAAUGGCUAGUCAAUAUUUUGGACUUAGAUCUUUUUGGACUUAGGCCGUUAGCCACAUAUGUUUGACACAGAUGUGAACUAAUAAAUUAAUUUUUUUGUAUACUGAUUUUCCUUGGUUAUAGCCAUGACUAUUUUAUAAACUUUUGCACAUCUG